CCAAGGGUCGUCUCCACCAUCUCCUUCCCCAAAACCAAACGGAGAUCUCAAUUCUCAGUCCCCGAUGGCGCCACCGCGCCCCUACCCGCACCGCCGCCUCCUCCUCGUCCUGCUCCUGAUCCCCGCCGCCGCCGCGGCCGCCGGCCCGCUCUACACCGCCCACUGCGCCGCCCCGGGCCACGCGCCGGACCUCCUCGACGGCGACGACGGCUCCUCCGCCCCCACCCACGCCCUGCAGCUCCCCACCGGCUACUUCUCCGGCGGCGGGGACCGCCUCUUCGGCCCGGACGCCUCCUUCAUCCCGCGCACCUUCUCCCUCCUCCCCACCUCCGCCCUCCGCACCGCCGACCCCUCCCUCCUCCACGUCGCCGCCACGCUCUCCCUCUCCGGCGGCCGCCGCGGCCCCAACCGCACCCGCGGAGGCCGCUUCCUCUUCCAGUACGACCCCGGCCGCUCCCACAACCGGCCCCGCCUCCCGCGCUUCUCCGGCCGCCGCGGCGCCCUCGCCUUCGACCUCGACGGCUACUACUCCACAGCCACAGGCGAGCUCUGCAUGGUCGGCACGGGCGCGGGCCGCGCCGCCGACGGCGCCCCCGUGGCGCCCCUCCCGGCCGUGCUCCGCCUCCGCUUCCCCGCCCCCGCCGCCAACCUCACCCGCCCCUUCGUCACCGGCCGCCUCGAGACCACCUCCCCCUCCCCCAUCCUCGACCCCGUCGCCCUCCUCGCCUACGCCGAGGACGGCUACGCCUACGCCGAGGCCGCCUCCUGCCCGCAGCCACCAGCCAACGCCCGCCACCCGUUCGACGGGAGGACCUUCUCCUGCGCCAACAUCAAAUCCCUCCUCAAAACCAGCUUCACCCUACACCACAGCAACGGCACCGCCUCCUCCUCGCUUGGCAUUCGCCAGAGGUACAUGUUCGUCAACCGGGUACAGUGCGCCGCCGACGGCGCCGUCCGCGCCUACGUGGUGUUCUCCAACCAGUCGGACUUCUCCAGGUACUACUUCAUGGUCGCCGAGAAGGCGGUCGUGGCCGAGGGGUUCUGGGACCGGAAGGCGAACCGGCUCUGUCUGAAAGGGUGUCACGUCGAGAGUACAGGGCCUUCCCGUGCCGAGGUGUCCGUCGGCGAGUGUGGCAUCGGGAUGAGCUUCUGGUUCCCGGCGGUGUGGUCGAUCCAGGACCGGAGCUUCUCCGCGGGGAUGGUCUGGAACACGAGCUUGAAAACCGUGGAAGCGAUUGUCGGGUACUCGAAUCCGGGUGCUCCGCACUUGAGGGGCAACAGUUUCGCUGGUCUCAGGUACAACUACACCAAGGUUGAUGAGGCAAAGCAGUACUAUUACAAGGACCCUAGCCUCACCAAGAAGAGGAAGGGGAAGUUUCCGGAUAGUAAUGCAUACCUGGACUUGGCGUUUCGUUUCUACUUGAAGCAGGGAGGUGGUUCUGGAUACGCAUCGCCGAUCACAAUUGGGUCGAUGCUGUAUGAUGGGAAUUCUGUAAUGGUUGAUAGUGGCACUUUCUCUCGUCCUUCUGUGGUGGAAAGGAAGCAGGGGCUGCUCAAUGUCAGCUAUGAUAUCCGCUAUGUUGGGAAUUGGUCAAUAGAAACAUUCCAGCGUCAACAUAUCGCAGCGGAAGGUGUUUAUGACACUGAGACAGGCUCCCUGUGCAUGAUCGCGUGUCGUGGGGUUAAUGUCUCGUCAGAUUGUAAGAUUCUGGUCACCGCGCAGUUUGCUAGUCUGGACUCAAAAGUGACACAGCAUGUCCAGGGGAAGGUUAGAAGCUUGAGGGAGAAGACUGAUCCACUUUUCUUUGAGACGCUCGAAAUUGCUUCGUACGGGAUGUACAUUGACCAAGUGGAAGAAUCAAUUUGGAGAAUGGACUUGGAAAGCACCAUGGCCCUGAUCUCGAUGACACUAUCAUGCGUCUUCAUUGUUGUGCAGUUGUUCCAUGUCAAGAAGGUACCUGAAGCGCUCCCAGCCAUGUCAAUCACUAUGCUUGUUGUCCUCGCAUUGGGUUACAUGACGCCACUUGUGCUCAACUUCGAGGCUCUUUUCAAGAACAACAACAAACAGACCGUUCCGUUCUCAAGUGGUGGUUGGCUCGAGAUGAAUGAAGUCAUGGUCCGUAUCAUCACCAUGAUAACAUUUCUGCUGCAGCUGCGCCUCCUUCAGUUGGCAUGGUCGGCACGGUCUGUGGAUGGAAACAAACUUGAGACAUGGGCUGCCGAGAGGAAAGUGCUCUGGAUAUGCUUGCCGCUGUACAUCAUAGGGGGAGUUGUAGCUUUGAUUGUCCACAUGAGACCCAGCCAUAACGGGAGAAUGUUAAGGGGGCGUGUGUCUCGCAUGAGGCCGCCGCCGCACGCCUUCUGGGAGGACCUCGUCUCCUACGGCGGCCUACUGCUCGACGGGUUCUUGCUGCCCCAGGUCAUCCUGAACGUGUUCUCAGCCUCCAAGGUCAGAGCCCUCUCCCCAGGAUUCUACAUCGGAAGCACCCUGAUCCGCGUGCUGCCCCACGUGUACGACGUGUUCAGGGCCCGGCACUUCGUGCCCAGCCUGAGGCCCUCCUUCAUGUAUGCAAGCGCUCACGAUGACCUCUUCAGCCUCGCGUGGGACAUCGUCAUACCUCUCGGAGGGGUGCUGUUGGCUGCGCUCCUGUUCUUUCAGCAGCGGCUUGGGGGCGCCUUCUUUCUCUGUUCGAGGGCCAGGAGGGCGAGAGAGUAUGAAAUGGUCUCUACCACCAGCUCUUAGCAGCUUCUACAGCUUCAUCGCGAGAUUAUGAAUAUAGCGGAGGGUUUUACAUGUAGACUAAGAGAUAGUUCUGUUUCCUGAUGGGUGUUUAUCAGGCAAAACACCCCUUGUUCGCAGUGAAAGUUAAAUGCAUGUAUACCAUAGAAAUCUCCAUGUUUCCUCUUUCCUGGUGGAUGUUUAUCUUGCAAAACGCUUGUUUACAUGCAUGUAAACGAAAGAAGAAGAAAACAGGUCGGGCAAGGUUCGAUUCUUGAUUUCCA
Messenger RNA from Lolium rigidum, 3003 nucleotides. RefSeq lists its product as uncharacterized. Gene Ontology annotation, cellular component: intracellular membrane-bounded organelle. Bases 65 to 2743 code for a protein of 892 amino acids. The transcript has a single exon. Lineage: Eukaryota; Viridiplantae; Streptophyta; Magnoliopsida; Poales; Poaceae. The record is from RefSeq and is a predicted model, not a curated record.